This is a messenger RNA of Myxozyma melibiosi, 1070 nucleotides long. RefSeq lists its product as uncharacterized. The transcript is spliced from 3 exons. The coding region runs from base 122 to 871 and encodes 249 amino acids. The record is from RefSeq and is a predicted model, not a curated record. NCBI's taxonomy places the organism in Eukaryota, Fungi, Ascomycota, Lipomycetes, Lipomycetales, Lipomycetaceae.
UAAUCCAGACACGGAGGUUUGCCAGCAAUGGCGCACGAUAUAUAACUACUUGAUUUCUUCUGUGACUUGAAACAGAGGAAGAAGGAGAAAUACGACUAGGAUCCGUGGACGAGUGCGCAGGAUGUCGCGCGCGAGAAAGAGAGUCAAGACGGACGCGGAGGGCGAGAGUCUGCAUCCUGAUCUACGCACUGCCGGUGCCGAGGCGCGUGAAAGAGGGCGAGUAGCACCUCAAACUACACCGGAGCAGUAUACAGAACAAGAAGAUGAGAAGGAUGAGGAUGAGGGUGAGGAGGAGGAGGAGCUACAUCUGCCGCAGAUCAGCAGGGCCAAACCCGCGCGCCGACGGCAUCAAGGAAUAAACACGCUCCAACUCCUCAGCGGCGCCACGCACGCAGCACACACACUCACCAUCAACAGCAAGAGCAAAACCAAGUCUGCGGGAACAGAAGUCGGCGAUGCUACGCAUACGCAACCUGGGCCGCGGUUCGCGCCGGUGAGGGCUUCGAAAGGUGGUGGUCGGGGAAGGUUGAGGAUCGACUUUUUAGGUCCGAGUUUGUGGAGACCGAAUUACGGAAACGAAGACAAGUUUCUGAAUCGCGCUCCGACGACGACGACGACGACGACGACGACAACGAUAACCCACCGAAACCAGAACCAGAACCAGAAGACAUCCAAACAAAGACACAGCAUCCAACCAUCAACCCAAAAGCACCCGACCAACCCACCCUAUCCGACCAACAAUCCCUCGUCGCGCACGGCAAGCUCAUCGAAGUCCCCGUCCAGAUCAACCAGCGUCGAAACGCUCGGCCUGCGCAGCAGACGAAGAGGGCGGGCAAGAGUGCUGCUGACGCUGAGAGGGAACGAAAGUUGAAUAUCGAGGGACGACUUAACUCUGUCCUUGCCGAGAGUAGCAUCUCCUCGGCAUACCUCCGCCCACCAUUCGAAACCUCACAAAGUAUCACGCUGGAGGAUAUAGAGCAGCAACUCGAAGACGAAGAAGCGAAGCGGUCGAACGCCGCCGAGAAUCGGAAAAAGGCGCAGGCGGAGCGGGUCGCAAGGGAGAAGAUCGA